Messenger RNA from Biomphalaria glabrata, 1854 nucleotides. RefSeq lists its product as uncharacterized. Lineage: Eukaryota; Metazoa; Mollusca; Gastropoda; Planorbidae. The coding region runs from base 193 to 1206 and encodes 337 amino acids. The transcript is spliced from 6 exons. The record is from RefSeq and is a predicted model, not a curated record.
UCAUUCAUAAAAGAAUGCUACCAACAUAGGAAAAGUAAAUAAACUCAUCAAGAUUACAUAGAUCUAUCAAUCUAUGUGAUAUUAAGAUUGUCUCAAUCAAACACUGAACAGUCCACAACAGUGUUUGUGUCCAAUUUAGAUCUCUAGAUCUGCUCUCUAGAGACUGUCUAGACUAGUAACAGUUGUAUACAAAUGAAGCAAGAAGAAGCUGUUGCCAAGCCAAAAGGCAUUGGACUUAAUCAUGGUGCCAAAUCUUUACUUCGCAAUGUCAUCCGUCACACAGAUACGCAUAAUAGGUUCAAAGAAGAAGCUGCAAUGUGGAAUCUACACAAUAAGAUCAAAAGCAGUCAGGCUGACAGUGAUGAUGAAUCAAGAAGAAAAAAAGAGCGAAGAUCUAGAAGUGAUGGAGGACAUUUUUUUAAGGAUCAGGACAUACAAAACUCAUUUCUGUAUGAUGAAAGAGAGGAGAUGGACUGGAGGAGUAAUGGGACCAAGCGAGCCCACAUGGAUGAUGCUACGGAUGGUAGAGGGAACAAGUCCAAAACUGCUGGACAGAGCACCUACUGGCUGAGGCAGCUUCAUGACUUUGAGGAAGCUGAUCCAGAUAGAUGGGGGCAUGGUGGAUUUAAAGAGCUCUAUCCUGAAGUCUACGACAGUGACCGUAGUAACUCAAAGUCUUCUGAGCACAAAAAGAAAAGGAAAAAGAAGAAAAAGAAAGAGAAAAAAGAAACACAUUCGAAGAAGCAAAAAAAGAAGAAAAGAAAAAAUGAUCCAGACCAAGACAGAGGUAGAGUAGAGAAACAUAAAGACAAGAAGAGAUAUUCCAUAUCUGACAGGGAUGAUUUAUUAGAUAAACACAAUGAUAAACCUAAAGCCCAACAGAAAUAUUCUCCUUCUGACAGUGAAGAUUCCACACAUGAACUCAGUAGGAAGCAUAAAGUUAAAAGAAAAUAUUCUCAAUCCUACAGUGAAGGUUCUACAAAUAAGCAUAGCAAAAAACGUAAAGUCAAAGAGAAAUAUACCAGAUCAGAUAGUGAAGAGUCUACAGAUGGACACUCUUCGAAGAAAAGAAAGCACAUUGACUCAAGUGGCAAUGAACAUAGGGAGAAAGCUAGGACUAAAACAAAGAAAAUUAAGAAGAGAAAACGCUACUCUAAAACUGAGAAUGAAAAAGACAGAAUGAAUGAUAGUGAUCAUGACUCCUAGUACAUUGUUAUGUAUUUUUAGGCCAAGUAGCUGGGCCAUUUUAAUGGCUUCUAAUCAUUUUAAAUGUGGUCUGUGAAUGCAUGACAUAAGUUUUGAUUAAUGGUGUUGUGGAUCUGAAAUCGAUUGGAAGAUAAAAGAAUUUCAACUCUUAGACAACGCUGAAAUUAACAAUAUUCGAUUGCAAGAGUUUUUGUAAAUUAACUUGUUAAGUUUUGUGACUAGUCUCCUAUUUUAAAUUCUAGUUUGCAGUGCAAAGUUUUGAUGUAUGACCAUCACAAUAAAUAUAAAAAUAUAGGUUAGUACUUAUUAAGCUAAUAUUCCUUCACUUAUUUGGGGUAAAUCAGAAAGAUUGAUGAUAUUAAAUGUUUAAACUUUGUCAAGUUAUCUUUCUUUAUUGGAUCACAUGAUAUGAUUUCUUUUCAUAGCUGUCACAUUUUCAUAUUCUUUUGUACAAUACAUGUGUAUAUAUGUAUAUAUUAAAACGUUUUCAGCUUUGGUAUAUGACAGAUGAGCAAUAUUGGCAGCUUUGUUUGGUGAUGCUGCAUAUCAACGUAGGCCUAUAUUUAAUGAUGUAAUGUUGUUAUUUUAAUGGUAUUAGAUAUGAAGUUUAUAUUUUAUUCAUAAACCUAAAAUUUGAAAUGACCUGAA